This is a messenger RNA of Neopelma chrysocephalum (saffron-crested tyrant-manakin), 340 nucleotides long. RefSeq names its product histone-arginine methyltransferase CARM1-like. The record is from RefSeq and is a predicted model, not a curated record. The annotation marks the transcript as partial. Gene Ontology annotation, biological process: peptidyl-arginine methylation. Gene Ontology annotation, molecular function: protein-arginine N-methyltransferase activity. NCBI's taxonomy places the organism in Eukaryota, Metazoa, Chordata, Aves, Passeriformes, Pipridae. The transcript is spliced from 4 exons.
ACGAGUAUUUCAGGCAGCCCGUGGUGGACACGUUUGACAUCCGGAUCCUGAUGGCCAAAUCCGUCAAGUACACCGUCAACUUCUUGGAAGCCAAGGAGGGCGACUUGCACAGGAUAGAAAUCCCCUUCAAGUUCCACAUGCUGCACUCGGGGCUGGUGCACGGCCUGGCCUUCUGGUUCGACGUGGCCUUCAUCGGCUCCAUAAUGACAGUGUGGCUCUCGACGGCCCCCACGGAGCCGCUGACCCACUGGUACCAAGUGCGGUGCCUCUUCCAGUCCCCGCUCUUCGCCAAGGCCGGGGACACCCUCUCAGGGACCUGCCUGCUCAUCGCCAACAAGAG